This is a messenger RNA of Python bivittatus (Burmese python), 1603 nucleotides long. The record is from RefSeq and is a predicted model, not a curated record. NCBI's taxonomy places the organism in Eukaryota, Metazoa, Chordata, Lepidosauria, Squamata, Pythonidae.
GUAACUUGAUUUAAACAGAACACUAAGAAUGGUUUAUAAAGCGUAAUGGUUAGAAGCUCAUCCGUCACACUAAGCAAAAAUCAAAUGAUUGUUUAGUAUGAUGGGUAAACUCAUGAAACUUUAUUUUAUUGAUAAAGAAAUUUCCAUCCCAUCUUCCACAUGAUUAUACAGUCAGGGCAAUGUUCAGAAGCUGCAUGCAGGAGUCUCAUUUUAUGCUGGCUUGCCUUUUUCAAUAUGUGAAAAUAUAAAGUUUUGUAUAUGAAGUAAGAUCCAAACUUUGGCAAAGAUAAUUUCUGAUUUGGUAUUCUGAAAAUGGGUUCCAUGAAUUGGGAAUAUGGGUGAUUAAAAAGAAUUACUUCAAUUUUAGAAACUUUAUAAGUGACAGGCGAACUGUGAGAGUUGAUGAUUAUUUUCAAUGUGUAAUAUACUUGCUGCAUAAAAUAUACAGCAACCUGAUUGCAUGAUUUUGGAGAUGUAGAUAGAGCCUUAUAAAUACUUGUUUAUGCUGCAGGGCAUAUUAUGGCAACAUUAACUUUUUUGGAGGGUCUUCUUCAACCUCUGUAAAAUCUUCUGCAAAAUUGAAACAAAUGGAGGAAGAAAAUGAGGAUGCCAUGUUUGUAUUCCUUUCGGAUGUUUGGUUGGACCAAGCAGAAGUUUUAGAAAAACUCCGCAUUAUGUUUUCAGGUUACUCAGCCAUCCCUCCAACCUGUUUUUUCUUCUGUGGGAAUUUUUCUUCUACCCCAUAUGGAAGAAGUCAAAUUCAGUCACUAAAAGGUUCUUUGAAAGCCCUAGCAGAUAUAAUAUGUGAAUAUCCCAGUAUCCAUGAAAGCAGUCGAUUUGUAUUUGUUCCUGGUUCUGAAGACCCUGGUCCAGGCUCCAUUUUGCCAAGGCCACCGCUCACUGAAAACAUUACUGAGGAAUUCAGACAGCAGGUGCCAUUUUCAGUUUUCACAACAAAUCCUUGCAGAGUCCAGUAUUGUACACAGGAAAUAAUAAUCUUUCGGGAAGACUUGGUAAACAAGAUGUGCCGUAACUGUGUCCGUUUCCCUAACAGUAGUUUGGAUAUUCCUAACCACUUUGUAAAGACUAUUUUAUCACAAGGACAUCUGACUCCAUUGCCUCUUAAUGUCAGCCCUGUCUAUUGGGCCUAUGACUACACCUUGAGAACCUACCCUUUGCCAGAUCUGAUUGUUUUUGCUGACAAAUAUGACCCAUUCACUGUAACCAACACCGAUUGCCUUUGUAUAAAUCCGGGAUCUUUUCCAAGGAGUGGCUUUUCAUUCAAAGUAUUCUACCCUUCUAACAAAACUGUUGAAGACAGCAAACUCCAAGAUCUCUGAAUCUCAGUCAAGAAGAGUAAGCCAAAGUUUCUGGUCUUAAAAUGACUGAAGUACUACAACAGUGUUUCUUAAAAUUUAGGAUCAUGGAUUGUAACUGCAUGUUAUAGCUAAUAUAUCUUGUAUAUUGUUAUAUAUCUUGUAUAUAAAUUUUAUAUAAGGGUGUUCAUACAUGCAUCGCAUUUUAUAUCUCUACUUGAAAUAAUUUGAUUUUGUUGUUGUUUAGUCGUUAAGUCGUGUCCGACUCUUUGUGACCCCAUGAACCA